This is a messenger RNA of Quercus robur (English oak), 653 nucleotides long. Its product is annotated as probable histone H2B.1. Gene Ontology annotation, biological process: nucleosome assembly. The transcript has a single exon. Bases 83 to 508 code for a protein of 141 amino acids. Gene Ontology annotation, cellular component: nucleosome. Gene Ontology annotation, molecular function: protein heterodimerization activity; structural constituent of chromatin; DNA binding. Lineage: Eukaryota; Viridiplantae; Streptophyta; Magnoliopsida; Fagales; Fagaceae. The record is from RefSeq and is a predicted model, not a curated record.
UUCUCUUCACAGUUUUAUCAAAACAAUCACUCUCAAGUUCUCAAAUCAAAUUCAGUUUCAGUGUUCGAAGCUUUGAAUAGCAAUGGCACCAAAGGCAGAGAAGAAGCCGGCGGAGAAGAAGCCAGCGGAGGAGAAGAAAGCCGAGAAAGCGCCAGCGGAGAAGAAGCCACGAGCGGAGAAGAAGCUGCCCAAGGACUCGUCGGAGAAGAAGAAGAAGCGGUCGAAGAAGAGCGUCGAGACUUACAAGAUCUACAUCUUCAAAGUGCUGAAGCAAGUGCACCCAGAUAUCGGAAUCUCGAGCAAAGCCAUGGGAAUCAUGAACAGCUUCAUCAACGACAUUUUCGAGAAGCUUGCACAGGAAGCGUCUCGUCUCGCGCGAUACAACAAGAAGCCCACCAUAACUUCUCGCGAGAUUCAGACUGCUGUUCGUCUCGUUCUUCCUGGGGAACUCGCGAAGCACGCUGUUUCUGAGGGCACUAAGGCUGUUACGAAGUUUACAAGCUCUUAGGGCUUGUUUGGGUGUUUUUGAAUUUAGGGGUUGUAAUUUUUGUUUUUUUGUGAUGUAUAGUCUGGCUUCUCUGUGUUUGGAGUUAGAUUUGGUAGGGUUUUUCUGUAAUUCUCUGUUCUAGAAAUGAAAUUUAGCUUUUGUGGAA